This is a messenger RNA of Hemiscyllium ocellatum (epaulette shark), 4698 nucleotides long. RefSeq names its product outer dense fiber of sperm tails 2a (gene odf2a). The transcript is spliced from 20 exons. The record is from RefSeq and is a predicted model, not a curated record. Gene Ontology annotation, biological process: regulation of cilium assembly. Gene Ontology annotation, cellular component: centrosome. The coding region runs from base 60 to 2543 and encodes 827 amino acids. Lineage: Eukaryota; Metazoa; Chordata; Chondrichthyes; Orectolobiformes; Hemiscylliidae.
GAGGGGGGACCGGGGAGCCGCAAACCGCCGUGACCAGCUACAAGUGACAGGCGCUUCGUAUGCUGAGAAGAGAAAUGAAAACCAGAUCGUCUCCUCUGCUCCAUGUGCAUGUUGAUGAAACCACCCCUGUCCAUGUCCAUGUUAAAAAGAGCCCAAGGCCAGCAAAGAAAGUUCAGCAAAAGUUGAAAGGAGCCUGGGAAUGUGGCAAUCUACGAGAAACCAGUAAGGUCAAACCCAAGGUCCCAUGGAUUCCACCAGGCAAAACAUCAGUAAGGGAUGUUGGCUACAAAUGGGAGGGCCCAACUCAUCGUUUAGAUAUUACUCCAGUUGAUACUCAGAAGUUCCAUUCAACACUUCACUUGAGUGAUCUCUCCACAGAUGAUGAGGAGGCUAUACAUGGAAAGAUGAAUGAGUAUGAAGAGAAAAUUGAUUGUCUUAUGAAUCAAGUGGGAUCACUAAAAAAUGAAAUUGAACUGAGGAAGAAAAAUCACCUGCUGGAGCAGCGAAAGGAGGAAUUGAAUGCAUCCAAGCGAUUGAUUGAAGAGAAAGAAGAGGAAUUAGCAGAAGUCACCAAGGAGCUAGUUCUUACAGAGCACAAGAAUGAGCUACUUCAAAGAGACCUUGAAAUGAUGAAAGAGGAUCCAGAUAUUUCCUGCUUGGAGAAGAAACACUGGCGAAAAGAUAAGGACACCCUGUUGAAAAUGUUGGUGGAGGCUGAAAUGGACGGGGCAGCUGCAGCCAAACAGGUUGCAGCCCUGCGCAGUGCCAUUAGUAAGUUACGCAUGGAGAAGCCAAUAGCUACAUCAGAAAGUAACCUGCUACACCGGCAGAAGGAAUUGCUACUGCAGAAACUGGAAACUUUUGAUGCGACAAAUCGAGUGGUUCGGCAGUUGCUGAAGGAGCAGCACUCUCAGGAGACUGAUGCCUUGAGACUGUUUGAGCAAAAGGAAGCACUUCUUGAAAAACUGGCCCAGUCAGAAGCAGAAAAUGCACGCUUGUCCAUGAAACUUCAGGAAGUUGAAAAUCAGAUUGACCAGCUCCAUGUUCAGUAUCGAACAGAAAAGGAUAAUGCUCGUGCAGCAACAGAGUUCUCCAAAUCACUUGAAGCUACAAGAGCCCACCUACAAGGACAGCUUCGCAGCAAAGAAGCAGAUAACAAUCGGAUGCUUGUUCAGAUCAGGAAUUUUGAGCGUACCAUUUCACAACAGAAGGGGGAGUUGGACUACCUGACAGAGCAACUAAGGCAAUUUCAAAAGAAAAGGGACAGGGACAAAGAGGCCUUGAAGAAAGCAACUAGGGCUCAAAAGCAGCGAGCAGAACGCAGUGAGGAUGCAGUUGAGCUACUCAAUGCCCAGCUAAUUGACAAGGAGUCGCAGCUGGCAGACGCAUUGUCAGCGGUCGAGACAUGGAGAAGUUCACAUAACAAGGUGAUGAAAGAAAAGAGUCAGUUGGAAGUUGAGAUCUCACUCUUGAACAACCGUAUUACAGAUCUGUUGGAUCAGACUCAUCAUGUGGAGGAUAAGGCUCGGGGAGACAUGGAGUCAAUGAUGAACAAGCUGCAGAAGAUGUCCUCUGAGAACACCAGUGUCAAAAUGGAGAAUGAGACAAUGAAGGCAAAUAUGUCAGCUGUGGAGGAGAAGCUGACACUUGCUCAGUCUGAGAUGCAGCAGUUGAAGACCUCUAUCAAACGUUAUGAAGGGCUUGUGGACAGCUACAAAUCUCAGUUGAUGAAGACACGGAUGGAGGCAGAUGAAUGUAAUGCAAAACUGGAGAGGGCAGAGAAGGAGAACAAGCUACUGAAAGAUGAUGUGAAUAAGGAAAUUGAUCAGGUCCGGAAACAGAUGCAGAAAAAGCUGACUGAUUUGGAGCCUGUUCCUGAGUUGUUGAAGUUAACUGAGCACAAGCUUCAGGAUUGCCAACAGCAGCUCGCAAUAUAUGAGAGAAAACAUGUAGAUCAAUCAUCUAUCAUUUGUAAUCUCAAGAUGGAGAUUGAGGAGCAGAGUAGCAAGACAAGAGAGAAGUGCCAACAUUUACAAGAAGAAAAUUAUAAUCUGAAGCUGAAGUUGGAGACUUUGGAAAGGAAGCUGGAAGAUUUAGACGCCCAGAACCGGGAACUGACUCAGGUGGUAACGAAACGGGAAGAGACCAUUCAACAGAACCAGCAGCGAUUAGAGGAAAAAUCCCGUGAAUGCAACAGCCUGGCUAGACAGCUGGAGGCUGCCAUUGAUGAUGCCAGGUGCCAGGUGGACCAAACCAGGGAGAGAGCACUGUCAAAAGAACGAACCUUACAAAGCAAAAUAAUGGACCUUGAAACACAGCUGAGCAGAACAAAAACGGAACUGACUCAACUACGAAGGAGUAAAGAUGACGCUGAGAGGCGUUUCCAGAGCCGCUUACAAGACCUGAAGGAUCGUCUGGAGCAGUCGGAAUGCACCAACCGCAGCAUGCAGAACUAUGUCCAGUUCCUCAAAUCUUCAUACGCAAAUGUAUUUGGUGAUACUGCUUUAACAAGCUCUCCACUCCAAUCUAGAUCACCUCUCUGAAAAUUUCUUGCAGUAUCAACAAGUGAACUUACUGAAGUUUACAUCUGCUUUUAUUCUUUUUAAGGAUCUGGAGCUAUAAACAUUCUUAAAAAGCACACACGUGAAGCACAUUCUUAUGAACUGGUUAAUAUUAUAAAUAAUGCAGAUUCCCAAGGGCAGUAAUCACUCCAGCCUCAAGUAAAACUCAUUCAAAGUUUAAAAAAAAACUUGUCAAAUGAGUCAAGUCAUAGGUUUCCAACUUUGUAUAAUUAAUAUGUGAAUUAUUCUGGAUAGUCCCCAGUUUCAGAUCAGUGUUUGCAGAAUUGAUAAUGUCCUAAUAUUUUAUUAGAAUUGUGCUGUGUUCAUUUAUUAGUAAAUUCCUUUGCAUGGCAUACUGACUGUGGGUAACAGGAUCUACUUACCUUGUUUUUAAUCUUUCAGAUCUAAGUGUUCGAUUUGCAGCAAACUUGCAUUCACAAUGCUGCUGUGAUUUAUUGCUGGCAUUCUUUUUCCUACUGAGCCAAUGAGUCUGUUGGCAGUUCAACUAAACUUAAGUUGAGGGAAGGAUAUGGUUGUUAGCUUGGGAUAGGAGGAUUUGCUGUUCCUUAGCCGUUCCUUAGUAUGUCUCAAAUCGGUGCCUCAAGUUCUUCGAUUUUUAGUUUUGGCAUCUGGCCAGCUAUCUCUCCUGUUCCCCUCUUCCAUUUCAUCCAGUAGCCACAUCUAUUCCAAGUUUUGCUUGCUUGGUAUCUCUCCACAAUUACAUAUCAUUUUACACAUUGCAUCUCAAGAUGCAAUUUCUAUUAAUUUGAACUGAAGAAAACUUGAACUGACAGUAAUUCCCUACUAUUCAUCUACAGCAAGUCAGGACAUCAAUUCAUUUAAAAAGUCCUUAUUUACGAUAUUUCUGCAAGUUACAAAUAUCCAUUGUAACAUUCCCAAUUGCAACUUACAAAAUUGUCUUUUAAAUACAUGAACUUGCAAGGUUAACACUGAGGUCAGGAAGAAUAAUCUUGUGGUCAUGGGAUAAGCUGCUAUAAUGAAAACUACGAGUGAGUUACCUUAUCUUCUAAUACUUCAAACUACUGCAGCAUAGAAUUUUUCUGGUUCUGUUUUCUGUUUGUUUCAGUUAUUAUAUACUUUAAUUACUUUUCUGGUUGACAGCUUGUAUUAAAACAAAUUAGUCAGAAACCCCAUCCAUUCGAUGAAGAUGUACUUUAGAAAAUAUAUUUAUUUUUAAUUUAUGUAAACAAAGAGCCAUGUUUGAAUGUGCAAUAGUCCUUGUUGCACUUAGCCUUGGGGUGUGCAGAUACUGCAGAAAAGGUCUGGUCUAACCCCCAGUGCCAACUUAGUUCAGUUUGUUAAACAUGAGAGAAGUCACCAAAAGUGUCAAUGUAAAUUACUUUGUAAAGUUCUGAUUUUCUGAAGUUCAACUAACUUUGAAAUCCUAGAUAUUUUUGGAUCCAUUUAAUAAUUUAUAAUACAAAUACUGGAUCAUAUCUUCUGUGCUGACUACAGUCUCUUUCUGUGUCAUUGUUUUACUUUCACACUCCUAGUGGAUGUGACUCAUUUCUUGUAGGAUGGUUUUGGGAUGAGGUUCAGUGGGCCUUAGAACACCUCUGUCCAAAUCUGUUGUGUAUCUGUGAGAGAGAACCACCCACUGGGGUGGCACUGUGGCUCAGUGGUUAGCACUGCUGCCUCACAGUGCCAGGGACCCAAUUUUAAUUCCAGUCCCGGGUGACUGUGUUUGCACAUUCCCUUCAAGUCUGAGUGGGUUUCCUCUAGAUGCUCUGGUUUCCUCUCUCAGUCCAAAGAUAUGCAAGUUUGAUGGAUUAGCCAUGGGAAAUGACCAGGGACUUGCAGGCUAGGUGGAUUUACACAUGGGAAAUGCAGGAUUACAGGAAUAUGGUAGGAGGGUGGGUCAGUGUGAAUAUCGAUGGGCUGAAUGGCCUGUUUCCACACUACUGGGCUUCUAUAAAAAGGGAUAGGUUUUCACGCCAAAAUCUACUAUGAUCUCAUAAGGCCCAUUUGGCAAAUUGUUCAGCCAAGAAAUGCCGUAGACUUAAGCCCCUAUUGCUGAGGAAAUGUUGAUUUAAAUCUUGAUUACACUGGAUUCGAAAUAAAUAAUUUUUUUCCAAGUUAUUGGAGAAAUUGAUUAUCUGAAGCACUAGUGGAUGAU